AUGAGUACCGUCAUCGCCAUGGCACCGUCGCCCGCACCUCACGACCGAUCAUCGUACGCUGAUAUGGUCCCUCAUGGUCCAUCGUCCAAAUCCCCGCCCGCGCAGCGAACAUCUGCUUCGGCAACCCCGAACCAUAAUGCACAACGAACAGGGAGCGGGAGUCCCAAAACGACACCUGCAUCCAAAACCUCACCUAAUGCAUCGAGAAAUGGUGUUCCACCAAAAAUAAUCGUAAAAAAAGAGCCGCUGUCUUCGCCAGAUUUGCCCACCUCGCGACAUCGCCCACGCAAGCUUGACCUCACCAAGAAUACAUCCAGCGUGAACCCGGCCACCUCGAGGCCGACGCCAGGUCAAUUGACGAGCAGAGGAGCAGAUACUGGAGGACUCGGAAUCCAAGACGUGGGACUGGCUUGUUUAUCUCCAGGAUUCGUAACACAGGAUCCAACCAUGAGAGAGCAGCUGCAGCGGAGUAUAUCGGUCCGAGAACAGCAGAGACAGCUCAUCGAGUCGAGGUUACAGCAAACAGCGAAGCCAGGUGAUGCACCCACAGAAAGUGCCAAAGAGAGAGAAUUUGGUGUCUUCGGAGCGAAAACGCCGGGUACAUCGAGAAGAAAGGCUCCGCCAGGGUUGAGCAUUGUAGCACCAUCACACGAGCAAUUCGCUCACGAACGAGUAAUUCAAUCCGCACCACUCAACCAAAGUUUCACAGGAAGACAUCAACCUCAUCCUCUGACUCGUCACAUUGCAAAUCAACCAUCCAAUUUAUCCAAUACUUCACAUAUUCACCACGUUCCUGCCCAACAGACUGCAAAUCGGCUGCCACCUAUUACAGAUGUGUUCGCAGAGAAUGGACUCGGUGCACACCGAGGGGGUGAGCCUACUGGGCCUGGACGAACAUCUGUUUCACAAUUGAACAAUACAACAUCGGCAGCCAAUUCGUCCCAUUCGAAUUCAAGGCCUGCCUUUCCUUCCCCAGGCCAUAGUCAACCACAGCCACCGCAUACGGCAACCCAUACUGGGCGACCAAGAGAGUAUCGCUCAGCAGAGGAAGCACAAGUAGAGCUCGCUGGCGGUCGCCCGGAAUUAUUGCCAAAGCUUGUCCAUUAUGGAGGUCAUCAACCGCCAACACCCCCAUCCCCUCUUACCGGUAAUCCAAUGCGGCACUCAGAGAGAAGUGGUGGCGGCCGACGACGUCAAAGAGCAGAGUACGAAGAAGGGGGCAGCCCACCUUUGGGCAAUGGUCCAGCAACGUCACGGAGAGGGCCAUUUGGCGAAGGCCGUGACAGUCCUAGCACCCAGCAAAAGAAAAAGCAGGAAUUUAUGCAAUUGUGUGAUCGAGCUUGGGAUCUCUUCCAUUCCUAA
Glarea lozoyensis ATCC 20868 is the source of this 1362-nucleotide messenger RNA. RefSeq lists its product as uncharacterized. The transcript has 2 exons. Bases 1 to 1362 code for a protein of 453 amino acids. The record is from RefSeq and is a predicted model, not a curated record. NCBI's taxonomy places the organism in Eukaryota, Fungi, Ascomycota, Leotiomycetes, Helotiales, Helotiaceae.